Molecule: messenger RNA, 4842 nt
Organism: Solea senegalensis (Senegalese sole)
Lineage: Eukaryota; Metazoa; Chordata; Actinopteri; Pleuronectiformes; Soleidae
Gene: dgcr2
Product: DiGeorge syndrome critical region gene 2
Exons: 11
Coding region: 339-1970 (543 amino acids)
Cellular component (GO): membrane
Molecular function (GO): protein binding
Source: RefSeq, a predicted model, not a curated record
CCUGCGUGUUGCGUGUUUGGGAUUGUUGUGAUGGGAGGCCGCAGCCAUCUUGGAUCAGCGCGGCUCCACAGUGAGCAGCGGAAGGGGGACGGACGACGAUAACAGUGGAGCCACUUAGCUAACGUUAGCCGUUCGGACAACACAUACGCAAACUGUUUUCACCGUGCGGGGCGACUAUGCUUCACACACGCGCUGUUUUCUUCUGUGUUAGCCGUCGGUUUGCGUGCACAAAGGCAUGGGUAGAAACCGUUUGAAGCGUAUAUCGUUGUAGACGGUGCAGUUCGUCGGUAUAUCUUUUUAAAUUUCUGAAUAGAGGAGUUACUAUGAAUGGAGGAUAAAUGUUGCCAAAGGCUGACAGCAGCAGUUUCGUCCUUUUCUCUCUUCUCUUCGUCCUCACUGUAACGGACCCGCUACGGACAGGUCCGCGGCUAGCUCUGGCAAGAUUAUUGUCAGAGCAGCGCUGCAGCCCCGGGCAGUUUGCCUGCCGCAGUGGGAAGAUGCAAUGUAUCCCCAUGUCCUGGCAGUGUGAUGGCUGGACAGCAUGUGAGGACAAGAGUGACGAGAUGGACUGUCCCUCUAUAAAAGAGGAGAGGUUUCGCUUCGGUAACGGAUAUGACCAGGUGGAAGAUGUCAUCGCCGUGGAUCCUCCUGUUCGCCUCAGCAGCAUCUCAAAGAAAUGCCCCAGUGGGUGGCAUCACUACGAGAAGACGGCCAGCUGUUACAAAGUCUACCUGAGGAAUGAGAACUACUGGCAGGCCGUGGACACCUGUCAGCGAGUCAACGGCUCGCUGGCUACGUUCGUGACCAACGAGGAGCUGCAGUUCAUACUGAAGAUCGAGGUGGACUUUGACGAUUCGGUGUGUGAGCACAGAGAGCAGUGCAAGUUUUGGGUCGGUUACCAAUAUGUCAUCACCAAUCAGAACCACACUCUGGAGGGCCGCUGGGAGGUUGCAUACAAAGGAUCGAUGCAGGUGUUUCUACCACCAGAGGGUCUGACCAGUAUUGGGGAGACGUCUCCAUCCCAGGACAACGUCUUCUGUGCCCAGCUGCAGCGCUUUCAGAUCAAAAGCAUGAAUGAACGAGGCCUGCACAGUUGGCACGCCGAGAACUGCUACAAAAAGUUCCCCUUCCUCUGCAAGAGGAGGCAAACGUGUGUGGAUAUCAAGGACAACGUCGUAAACGAGGGCUACUACUUCACUCCCAAGGGCGACGACCCGUGUCUGAGCUGCACGUGUCACGACGGCGAACCCGAGAUGUGCGUGGCAGCUCUGUGCGAGCGGCCGCAGGGCUGUCAGCAUUUCCGCAAGGACCCAAAGGAGUGCUGCAAGUUCACCUGCCUGGACCCAGAUGGAAACAGUCUGUUUGACUCCAUGGCCAGUGGGAUGAGACUGAUUGUCAGCUGCAUCUCGUCGUUCCUCAUCCUCUCUCUGCUGCUCUUCAUGGUGCACAGGCUGCGUCAGCGGAGGCGUGAACGCAUUGAAACGCUGAUCGGAGGAAACCUGCAUCACUUUAACCUCGGACGACGAGUCCCGGGCUUCGACUACGGCCCGGACGCCUUCGGCACCGGCCUCACUCCCCUGCAUCUCUCUGACGACGGAGAAGGAGGCGCGUUUCAUUUCCAGGAGCCUCCGCCGCCGUACGCAGCCUACAAAUACCCGGACAUCCAGCAUCCUGACGACCCUCCACCUCCAUACGAGGCCUCCAUCAACCCCGACAGCCUCCUCUACGUUGAUCUGGGACAUCACGCUGGGGUUUCUAUGGUGCCCGGCCCAAUGAACGUCAUGGUGGACCGACUCCAGACCGAUAUCCCCAACAUGUCCUGCUCCAUGCCCGGCUCGGCUCCACCCACACAGGAGAGGGAGGACUCCAUUGACAGCAGCACCCUCCUGGUGGGGCCAGACACGCCGACAGACGGCCACGUCCCCGCCUCCAUGCCCGCAGACUGCACCUCCCUCAGCACGGUGGUAUAGGACUGUGGACGGACGGACGGACGGACGGUGGGGAGCUGCACCCGGACAUUACCUGCUGUUAGUACAGACGUGUGAGAGGACGGAGCAGCCCCCGGUUUCUGGAUGGAUUUCCUCUCUCUGAAGACUGUGCAGUGAGAGCAGAGAAGAAGACGGAGAAGAACACUACAUUCAAGCAGAGAAAGCUGCAACUUUGACUUUCUGUGUAGACUGAGCAAAGCUUUUUGAAACAUCUCAGUUGGCCAAGAUUGGUCAAGAACGCCCUGAUGUAAAUAAGCCCCCUCAGGACCGUGCCAGUCAAGUUUGUAAUACUUGUUUGUUUCAGUCCAGCACAAAGCAACAAAAAUAAGAGAAAAGAAACAAAAAAAAAAAGACCGUGACGCCAGCUUUUGUUCCUCCUUCCUCGUUGUUUGCAACAUUCUGUCGUUGACCUGCAAUGUUCUCAUCAGAUCGCAGCAUGUCCCCGAACAAUCCUUGUUUGUCAUUAGUCUCAUACCUGACGCCGUCUUCCACGUUUAUGAUACAUAUUUUCAGCAAAGCCGCAUUUUGUAGUUCGGAGGUUUUAAUCUCGUGAAGAAGGUACGAUUUAGUUUCCUCCGAUUUUUUUCUAUGAGGUAAAGCUGACACAAGAUUUUGCGUAUCAGUGAAUGUUGUGGUACUGAUGGAUACUGAAUUUGAUAUUGUGUGUUUUGUUGGUUUUUGUUUUUUUUUGAGGAGUGGAGGCUGAGAUCUUUGGUUGUGUUGUUGCCGUGUAGAAACAGCCUGAUCCGAAAAGCUUUUCAAGUGCGAGUGUGAAGAUUUUGAGGACAACGAUGAAAUUCAUUAAGUUAAAUCAACGCAGAUGUUCUCGUUGUUACCUCAUCAACUCUCCGCAGAGAAAGCUUCUCCCUUGAUUAGAUCGUUUUUUGUUGGAUUUUCUUUUGUCCGUUUGGUUUUUCCCUCUCUGUGUGUGUCUGUGUGUGUGUGUGUGUGUCUGUGUGCGUGCGCGCGUGUGGUCAUUUUUCUCCGUUUACUGAGGACGUUUCCAGCUGCUGAUGAGAAUAAUGUCGUAAUAACUUUUCUGUCUCUGGUGUUGAUGGGUCUCAAAAGAGAAGUGUUAAAACUUCCUGUAAUGAUGACAAUCGUUUGACUCACUCAAGGAUGAAUUUUCUUCUUUUUUUUUUUUACAGAAUUGACCCACAGCCACCAGCAUCCACUUGUAAAAUGUGUGUGAGGGACGACUGUGCACGUGAUGUGUGAUUGUACUCGAUAAAACUUUAUUAUGUUUUGGCGCUGAGGCUUAUGUGUCCCUCUGUUUUUUGGUAUAAUGACAAUCCACAGUGGAUUAUUCUUCAAACAAAAUCUUCAUUAACUGUAGAAAGGUUCCACGCAUGUGUAUCAGAGGUGGUCGACUGCUAUUCUUGUGGUUGUUUUUUUUUUGUUUGUUUUUUUUCCUUUUCUUAUGAAACGAAGUUUUUUUAUUUCUGUGAUGUUUUGUUGGACCUGCUGUGCAUGUUUUUAUGCUCUGGCAUGCUGAAAGUUUUUUUGGGUUUUUUUCUCUUCUUUUUUUUUUAAUUUAUUUCUUUCGGUGGAAAUAUUUUGAGCACAACAGCGUGUCCUGUACAGACUCUACUAUAUAGUUUAAAACCUGCGUAUACGUCUAAAAACCUCCCCCUCCCCCACUACGACCCAAACAGCAGCAUUUACACUGUAGAUUCUGUGCAACACUACGGCGGUGUGAGGUCUAAUUUGAGUUGUUUUCAUGUAUAAUACAACAAAUACUACAUUUUAUUGUCUUUAUGUUUCUCCCCCUGCUAGCCUUUAAAUUUGACAAAAUGCUGCAUUUGCAGGGGGGGAGGUGGGGGCUGUGUUUUUUUUCUCUGAGGUAGAUGUACAUCUAAUCAAAUGCCAAAUAAAUUGCACCAUGAAGGACGACUCGUGCGUCACUGGCUGCGAACACACGCUGAACUCUGUGUUACACGUCGGCGAUCGUCGUGACAUUCAGCAUUCAGUCCUCUGUGACUCCCUUGACUAAGCCGAGGAAACUUAAGCGGCCAAAUGUCACAAGAGGAUUAAGGUGAAACGCAGGGGAAAUCCCCCCCAGACAGUGGGAUAGAGGUCGUCGGAAUAAAUCCAAUCCACAGUCUUUAAAAGAGUGGAAUCAUUUAAAGAAAGUGGAUAUAGCGCUUGCACACCUCACGAGUUAUGACUCAUGACGCGGCAGGUGGAUACAGUGAUACUCGCUGAAGAGCGUUGUCGCACCCCGCAGAGAAAAGAGGCUUUGUUUCACACGGGCCGAGUGGUGACAGAGUCACAUCAUCUGUGACUGAACGGGGGAGACGCAACACUCCACACUGAGCUGCUCAGUCCAGACUGGGAUUAAAUUUAUCAGACGUGGGAGAAGAAGGAUAACUUCUUCAUUCUUACGUGUGAAAGUCAAGAAAGUCCCUUCCCCCCUCCCCAUUUUCUGAUUAUUUCAUGUGGAAAAAAUGAAAACUAAAGUUAUACUGCACUCACUCAAAAUACUCUGUUAAUGACUAUAUUAUUUCAACUUCUUCACAUUUUAACCAUGUUAUUUUUUUAUUUACUGUUGUUUUAUUCCUAAAAUGUCAAUCGGUGUUUCCAAAACCCCAGAAGGACGACGUCAAAGGUCUUCUGUUUUUCGCCGACAAACCACAGAGAGAUUCCAUUCACCGUUUAAAGAUAAGAUUAAAUCUUUAAACGCAGAAUUACAGAACUCUUAAAACCACAUUCAAUCCAGUUAAUCUAUUCUCAAAGCAGUCGAUGAAGUCAUCCGUCUAUAAUCAACUGCCACCGCGCCAAAUUGAACCAUUUAAGCAUAGAAAGUGCAAUGUUUUAUUUUGAACUUUGUUCAAUAAAAGGAGCUAAACUCUCA